This is a messenger RNA of Sabethes cyaneus, 5206 nucleotides long. RefSeq names its product GATOR complex protein Iml1 (gene Iml1). Gene Ontology annotation, cellular component: lysosomal membrane; GATOR1 complex. Lineage: Eukaryota; Metazoa; Arthropoda; Insecta; Diptera; Culicidae. The transcript is spliced from 13 exons. The coding region runs from base 331 to 5001 and encodes 1556 amino acids. Gene Ontology annotation, molecular function: GTPase activator activity. The record is from RefSeq and is a predicted model, not a curated record. Gene Ontology annotation, biological process: positive regulation of autophagy; cellular response to amino acid starvation; negative regulation of TORC1 signaling.
GACUGGUGGUUGGUGCAGUUGUAAUUGAAAAUAACUUUCAAAUUUAUUAACUUACAAUAUGCUUUUAAGCUUUAGUUUCUUGUGAAUAAAAUAUAUUUGAUGAUCAGAACGUUUGGGUGGAAUUUGUAGUUAAAAUGUCUUAAAUCAUAAUGCCAAAGUGAUAAGAAGUUUUGUUAGUAAGUUUGCUAGCCGCGAUAACAUAGAGAGUAAACAAAAGUGGAGAUAAUGUAAGAGUGAUAAUAAAUUCUGAAAAUAGCUUAAGUAUCAGCAUCAGUUCUGGCCUGGCAAGCUUAUUUGUUAUUUGGGUGUGUAGCCUUCGACUGAAACAAGAUGAAGAAAUUGUUUAGAAAAGUAACACAUUCGAGGAAUUCUCACCCCGAAGACUUGUUACUUAAUUCGAAAGAUCAUCCAGAACUAAAGUUGAUGGAUAUUGUAGAGAUCUACUCCCCGGGAGAUGAUAGCACUCGUUUACUGCUACAGGUAACUCGCCUAACGGAGGAUGUUUUGAAUCGUGACUAUAUUAGCAUCGAGUCGAGCAUUGCUACGGCUUUCAAUUUGAAGUCAGAUGUCUUCAUGCAAAAGAUGGAUCCAUGCGAUGUGGCUUUGGAUUCUGUGGAAAUAACGUUCAAAGAUCAAUACAUGGGCCGGUCGGAGAUGUGGCGGUUGAAAACUUAUCUGACCAACACCUGCGUGUACCUGAACAAGAAAAUUGAAUACUGCGAUAACAUCAUUCGCUGUCAGGUUUAUGAAAUGUGGUCUCAAGGAGAUCGCGUUGCUUGUGGAGUGAUAAAUGAAGAUACGAAAGUGGUUUUCAGAAGCAACACGUCGAUGGUAUAUUUGUUCAUACAGAUGUCAUCAGAGAUGUGGGACUUUGAUAUACAUGGCGAUUUGUAUUUUGAAAAGGCUGUGAAUGGCUUCUUAGCAGAUUUGUACACUAAAUGGAAAAAACUGGGUAGCAAUCAUGAAGUGACAAUCGUCAUGUUCUCGAGAACGUUUUAUGCUGCCAAGAGUUUAGAUGAAUUUCCGCUUCACAUGCGAGAAUGCCUACAAAUAGACUACAAGGGGAGAUUUUAUGAAGAUUUCUACAGAAUCGCUAUUCAAAAUGAACGUUGCGAUGAUUGGAGUUCCACUUUGGUGCAAUUAAGACGCUUGUUCACAGGAUAUCGUGAUGUUCUGAAAUAUCAUGAACGGCCAGGAAUGGAAAAUAAAAUUCCUAAUGCAACGAAUUCAACUGCCGCCCAAGGAAAUUUUCUCGAAGUGUUAAACAUUUCGCUCAAUGUUUUUGAAAAACAUUAUCUGGAUCGCAGUUUUGACCGUACCGGACAAUUGUCAGUGGUAAUUACCCCUGGUGUUGGUGUGUUUGAAGUCGAUCGGGAGUUAACGAACAUCACUAAACAACGAAUUAUAGAUAAUGGCGUUGGAAGUGAUUUGGUUUGCGUUGGAGAGCAGCCAUUGCAUGCUGUACCAUUGUUAAAGUUUCAUAACAAGGAUAGUCUCACGUCAAUAGAUGACUAUUCUAUGCCUCAUUGGAUCAAUCUUAGUUUUUAUUCAACCAAUAAGAAAGUAGCAUAUUCGACGUUCAUUCCGAGAAUUAAACCACCUCCACUAGCAUCGGAAAUAGAUGCUCAAGAAUCUACGGACGAUUUUAAAAUAAAACUCACGAAAAAGGAUAAUAAAAAUGAAUACAUACAUAACUGCCUCUUUGAUUACGAUGCUUAUGACGAUCAAAUAUUUCAAAUGCCCACUGCCCAUGGGACAUGUUCGCUUCAGCGUGUGGCGCGCACCAAGAAAACGUCCGUCCCCAGUCUAGAUGGCUUCGGCAUGUACAAUAACAAUCGUGAAUGGGAUAGUUUAUCGUCUCCGUCAGAUUUGCGAAGAAAAAUGUCCGACCCGGAUAUACAUCACAACAUUGGCAAUAUGUUGAACUCGAGCGUUACUUCCAACAACAGUUCACUAAAUACUGCGGAGAAGAUGAAUGGAAAGAUGGUGAACCGUAGCUUUGGAUCAUCUACGGGACCAGUUGUUCGCACAGGACGAGCUUUGAUCAAUCCGUUUGAUCCAUCGCACGUGACAAUCAAACUCACAUCGAACAGACGCCGCUGGACGCAUAUUUUUCCAAAGGGACCUCAAGGAGUGUUGAUUCAGCAGCAUCAUUAUCAGGCCGUCCCCACCACGAACAAGGUGGUAAAUUAUGCUAACUUCGAUUUGGAUUCUAGCAGCGAGUAUGCUCACACAUCCACGUGUACCUGGGGUCGAGGAAGACACGGCAGUGUUGCAUCAAACGACAGUCAAUUGAAUGAGGCAGAUUUGAAAUGCAUUGCUGAGAAUCAAGGCUGUCGUAAAAAAUCUGGUGUUCUACAUUCGGCAGCUGGACCGACUGUCACGGUCACCCCCUCGAAAAGUCUCACUCUAUUGUGGGGAGUAACCGGUGAACAGGAGUGGACCCCGUCACUUACAACAGCUGGAAGAGUUAUUAUAGGUGUUGAUUGGAAAUCACUAACCAUUCCGGCAUGUUUGCCCAUCACCACGGAUUAUUUUCCGGACAAACGUUCACUGCACAACGAUUACGUCGUUUCGGAUUAUACACUUCUGCCGGAUGAUGUGAAUGCCGAUUUCGCACAAAAUCGUGCAAUCUACAAAAACCCACUCUCGACCGAUGAAGUUUUCAAAGAGCUUGUAUCACAGCGACUAGCUCAGGGCUUCCAACUGAUCGUCUUGCCAGAUUCGCCACCGCUAAAUCCACAGCAAGCUCCAUGCUGUGGCGGUCAAUUGCAGAGCUUAUAUCAGCCGAGCUCUGUAUUGCGGAUAGCACCUCCGCAGGAGCCAUCGCAAGAAUAUUUGCUGUCUAUUGGGCGUAUUUUCCACAAAAUUGCGCUUAGUGGCUCAAUUAUUACCGUUACACGUUACCGACCCAGGCAUCCAUAUCCACCGAUCAAUGUGGAUUAUCGUUAUCGAUUCCAUGCUCCUCAGCACGAUACGUAUGAGGUUUCAGGAGUUAAUUUUACCACAGAGAAGUUGGAAAAUUUCAACUGGAAUUAUAUGGAUCAGUACAUUUGUACUCGCGGCGAUACAGAUUAUUCUUUGCUUGAGAACAUGAAAUACUGGCGCUAUCGAAUGUAUCUACUACCGAAGGAUGAUCCGGCGAUGAAAAAGAUAUUGGAUGGGACUACUGUGCGGUGCGAUAUUUACACGGAAGAUAAACCGAUCCAAUCGGAAAAGCAUGUCUGCAAUGAGUUCGUCCGAUUCGUCGAAUCUCACUUGAACAAAAUCAAAAAAGCUUCCAUCAAAAAGCCAAGGGGAAGUCCGCUCCAGUCUCAUCUGACCAGAAGAAGACACAGCACCAGUAUUUUGUCCCGGCCUCCACCGAAUCAGCACGGUGUUUGCACUAAGUUGUAUUAUAAUGGUAAUGGCAUUGGUCAUAGUGCUAACAGUAUGUAUCAAGAGCGCAAUCAUAUCAAUAAUGGUUUAAGCAUACUUACCCGGUCAUCUUCUAAAGUGCUUGAGAAAGGCAACAUGCAGGCGACGGGAACUAAUCAAAUUAGUUCUUUAGGUGGUAAAACCACUGUCGAUGGAGUUCCGCUUUCGACGCUGAAUUCUGCAUCGGAGCAAGGUCUUCCGGAGGACAGCGAUGAUUUUGCUUCCGAAAGCAGUAAGCUAAAGCAAUCGGCAACACUGCAGGAGAUAUUCGAGGCAUUCAAGCAUCCCGUACAUGGAGUUGGAUUUCUGGCGGCAGCGCAAAGUUUGCCAUCCUGCACUUUUGUGGCUUACGAUGCUAUAACAUGGCUGCAAAACCGAAUAGAGGGCCCCUGUAACCCACUGGAUAUUCUGGAGGAAAUGAGAAAGGCACACAUGAUUUGCCACGCUUCCGGCGAGCUCAAGAAACCGGUGAUCGCUGGCUUCUAUCUAUACUAUAUCAUGAUGCAGGAUAAGGAAUCCCGCGAGUACACUCCACCGCUUGGUGAUCUGGAUGCUUUCGAGAACGAAUGGAUGGAGGUGGAAACGGAAUUGCCGGAUCUGCAGAAGCCAAUCGAUUUGGCUGAUGUAGAUGUGCCGGCGUUCCUACGUGAAUCCAUUGAUUUGAAUGAGGAAUUUAUGGAUGCCCCUUUGUACAAGCAAACCCACCUGGACAUUGACACGAACAACAAAUCCGAUCGAACCGAGUGGGGCCAUGCACGGUAUCACCAGAAAAUGAUCCCGGGCCAUGCGUACGAGAUCGUUGUUCAAUGGAUAACCGCUUCCGGGCCGAUUGUUUGUGAGUUAAUAAGUCUUUGGUUGCGACGAGCUCAAGGUUGUGGCUUUCAAUUGGUUUCAAUUCCGGCGGACCCUUUGGCUGAACCAUUCACGGAAAAAAGUGAUCCUCUGCGAGGACCCAUUUUCGUUCCUCUGGACAUUGAAUGUCUGAAACAGCAUCGAAACUUCGUGUUUGAGGAAUUCAAAAAAGAAACUUGGCCAAAGCGGCUGCUACUGUUUCAAGAAGCAAUUGUUGCACGGUUCGGAUUUAUGCGUUGUGCUGUUGAAACGAAAACCGGAUCGAAUCAAUCGUCGUUGGACUAUCAGUAUGUGCAUUGUAGUGGGCAUAUGUUUAUUUUAGUGCCCAACCCUAAUCAUGGACUUAAAUGCCGCCAGCGGCUUGCGUCCGGUGGAAGUACCAUGAAGAAACCCACGAACUUUGUCAAUCGCUAUUCGGCAUCGUACGAGUCGCAAAUGCAGAAUAAUAUUUCUUCGGCUGCACAUGAGGCAUACAUAACGCGCCAUGUAACGGGAGGAAAAAACAAAGACGAUUUCGAGGUCAUUCGUCGUACCGGCUUUUUGUGGUCAUGGAAUCACAUGAUUCCGAAUAAAAAGUGGAAAUCGCUGUCUAUUGCACAAUCGGAAGAACUGUUCCAGCUGCGGAUGCUUAAGGAUUUCAAAGACUUCUGCUCGAACAAAGAGGAACGACUUGUCAACUUCUGGGAGGAGUGCUGGGAGGCGAAGGUAAAGGCUUCGAUUGGACGUACGUAGGAAAAGAGAUGUGUAUACGACGGUGAUAUUAUGUAAGUAGAUAAAAACAUCCUAUUUGUUUUUCGGUCGAAUUUUAUUCUAACGAGCAGGUUUAUUGCUUUGUACAAAUUGUUAAAGUGCCGUUUUACAGUUUAAGUUUGUUUCUAAACCGCUCUUUUCUUUUUUUAUAAGGAAAAUAUAUAAAGCUUUGUAUGAACGAUACAGC